Phlebotomus papatasi is the source of this 3672-nucleotide messenger RNA. RefSeq names its product aspartate--tRNA ligase, mitochondrial (gene AspRS-m). The transcript is spliced from 4 exons. Lineage: Eukaryota; Metazoa; Arthropoda; Insecta; Diptera; Psychodidae. Gene Ontology annotation, molecular function: ATP binding; nucleic acid binding; aspartate-tRNA ligase activity. Gene Ontology annotation, biological process: aspartyl-tRNA aminoacylation. The record is from RefSeq and is a predicted model, not a curated record. The coding region runs from base 126 to 3149 and encodes 1007 amino acids. Gene Ontology annotation, cellular component: cytoplasm; mitochondrion.
UGUGACAGCAAAAGUCGUCAUAGGAAAGGUUAGAAAUUUCAGUUUCAUAAUAUUUUUAUAAAAUUUCACGGGAAAAUAAAAUUUUUCCCAAUUUAUUUUAGCACUCGUGUGCCUGUUUAUUAUUAAUGAGUGUGAUGUUGAAAACUUAUUUCUUCUCUAGGCUGAAUUGGAGCUUUUCUAGACGAUACAACUUAGUAGCGUCUGAAGUUUUAUUGUUUACUUCGCCGAGUGCUCAAAUUGGAAAUUCGUGUAAAAUGAAGAGAAACAUGUGGAAUCAGCCGCCGCAUAAAAUGUUCCGGCCAAAUCGUUUCGAUGACUUCGGAUCAUACCCACCGCCUUUGAUGCAGUUGCCAUUGACUCCAAUGGAGCGUCCCAUGCAAGUGGCAUGUGGUGGUCUUAGAGAUCAUCAUCAUGGAAUGUUGGUUGAGAUGUUUGGUCGUGUUGUUAAGCAAAGGUUAGGGCGAUUCCUGAUGCUCAAAGAUAGCACAGGGUACACACAGCUAAUCGCCAAUGGUGACGACAUGGAUCUCUCAAUUCGCUUCCAAAAGAUGCCUGUCGAUGCUCAAUUGAGAAUCGUGGGACGAUGUCGUUUACGUCCGGAAUCAUCGAGAAAUCGGACAACACCAACGGGAGAUGUUGAGGUUCAUGUUGAAGAGAUUUUGAGCGUAAAGGCACCAUUUAUACCAAGAUCAAUAGAAUCUAUUGCGCAGAAGCGUGGUAUGAGCACGUAUAGUAAAACUUGUCUAGGUAUCACAGCUCCAGAGCUGGCAAAAGCGAAAGGAACUAUCAGGGAAUAUUUUGACAAGAGAAAAAAUACUUGCGGAGAACUUAGGAUGGGUCAUGUGGGAAUGUUCAUAAGGCUAGUGGGAUGGCUGGAAAAUUCUCAACGCCACGGGAGAUUCUUUAGGAUGAGAGAUGGAACGGGGUUCUGUCAGGUGACAGUUGGGAACCAGGACAAAGAGAUAAUCGAAGGAAUGGCGAACUUGAAGGAAACAGACAUUAUUUUCGUGGAGGGAACAGUAACAGCUCGUCCUCCGUCGAGUCGAAACACAAAAUCUGAAACAGGAGACAUUGAGGUUAUAGUGUCGAAGUUUAAGGUCCUAUCACCUGAAGAGCCUUACAUCCCAGCAGAGUUUGAUGCAUCAGAGGAGAAAGAGGAGGAUCCUGACGAAUUGAUGAAGAUAGAUAAUGGAGAUGGUGUGAAGGUAGGUCAAAAGGAGCUACCAAAGGUUACUGUAGACACUAGUCUGUUCACUUGUCGUACUCACAAUUGUGGUGAACUCUCUACCAGUCAUAUUGGUCAGAGUGUUGUGAUUGCUGGUUGGUUGGGAUUCCAGAGAAUGAAGAAGUUCAUAACUAUAAGAGAUGGUUAUGGAACUACUCAAGUUGUUAUUCCACCAGAGAAGGUGGAUGACAUUCCGCUGGAUACCCUUGCUUUUGAAUCGAUUGUAAAGGUGAGUGGCGUAGUUACAGCUCGUCCUCCACAUUUAGAGAAUUCUGCUAUGUGCACUGGGCAAAUUGAGGUUCUAUUAGAAAGUUUUGAGGUUCUCAAUGAGUCUCGUAAGAAACUUCCAAUGGAAGUACGGGAUUUCAAUCGUGCCAGAGAAACCCUCCGACUUGAACAUAGAUACAUUGAUUUGCGCUUUGGCGAUAUGCAACGAAAUCUCCGAACGAGAUCGGAUGUUUUGAUGAAGAUGCGAGAGUUUCUCAUAAAUCGUUGUGGAUUUGUUGAGGUUGAAACACCUACGUUGUUUAGGGCAACACCAGGUGGAGCUCAGGAGUUUGUAGUACCAUCACGAAAGCGUGGUCACUUCUACUCUCUGGUACAAAGUCCACAGCAAUUUAAGCAAUUACUAAUGGCUGGAGCCAUUGAUAGAUACUUUCAGAUAGCUAGGUGCUAUCGUGAUGAAGCCACAAGAAGUGAUCGUCAGCCAGAAUUUACGCAACUGGAUGUAGAACUUUCCUUUACGGAUCGUGAAAAAGUUAUGGAACUUAUAGAAGAGGUGAUCAAGGCGUCAUGGCCAAAGGAACAUGGUGUAGUUAAGACACCAUUUCCGAAAAUGACUUACGACGAAGUAAUGUCGAAGUACGGAAGUGAUAAACCUGAUCUUCGGUUUGAUUUUGAGUUUAACGAUGUUACUGAACAUGUUAAACUCAAUGAGACUCUAGCUAGUACUUACGAAGAUUUCGUAUCUUAUGCUAUUGUACUGAAAUCUCCGAAAAAUGGGUUUCCGACUUCGUUGAAGAACACCGUUGCGUCUAUGAUAAAAGAUAUUGAGGAUACGAGAUUAUUCGUGUCUAAGAUAAAGGAACCUUCGAUAGAAGCUUGGAUUGAAUCUAAUAUCUCUAAUGCCCUCUCGAAGGAAGUAACCAAAGUUCUUGCGGAAAAACUGACCCUUGCACAGGGUGAUCUGCUGUUUCUCUCUAUUGGUCAGAGGAGAAAAACGCAGGAUUUGAUGGGGCGCAUCAGGAAUGUCAUAAUUGAGAGUUUGAAAAGUAGAGACCUUAUCCCAAAGGAAGGGACAAAAGGUAAUAAUUUUCUCUGGGUUGUUGACUUUCCGCUGUUCACUAAGGAUAAUUCUGGAAAGCUAGAAAGUACACAUCAUCCCUUUACUGCUCCUCAUCCAGAAGAUAUAGCAAAUUUGAAAGAACAGAAGAAUCUCGAAGAUAUGAAGUCCCUAGCAUAUGAUUUAGUUCUAAACGGUCAAGAGAUUGGAGGAGGAUCCAUUCGGAUUCACGAUGCAACCUUGCAGAAAUUCGUUCUGCAAGACAUCCUUAAAAUUGAUCAUUCACAUUUAAAUCAUCUCCUAAACGCUUUGGAUUCAGGAUGUCCGCCACAUGGAGGCAUAGCUUUAGGAAUAGAUAGGCUUCUAGCUAUGAUGCUAGGUACAGAAACAAUCAGAGAUGUCAUUGCUUUCCCUAAAGGUCUCCAUGGCAAAGAUCAUAUGUCUCAAGCACCUGUAAAACUAACUCCUGAAGAUCUCAAACUCUACCAUAUCUCGGUAAAUGGUCAGGAGAAUACUGGAAGUAAUGGAAAUGAGUCAGAAAUGACAGUAGAUACAUCGACUGCAGAAGAGGUUUUAACGGACAAUCUUGAAAGUUCCUCUGAGAACACUGAAAGUUCUGAUGUUAAAAUGUCGACACCCUAAGCAUUUUAAGGAUAUUUUCUACAUUUUUCACAAUUUACAAAAUCCAGAAAAAGAAAAUUCAGUCAAAAUGUUUUAUUCAAGUUCUUGGUUCACGACAGCAGUAUCACUGUAGGUCAUUAAAAGUUUCUGGUCAUGUUUUUUUUAAGCACAUCGUCGCAUUUCCAAUAAUUUCUGAUAAAAUCACAGACUUUAUCGCAAAGCUUGAAACUAUUUGGCCUUCUUCGACGGCUGAGUUGGAUGACUGGGCGUUGAAGAUGGCGCCCUCUGCACCUGAAUUGUGCGACUGAAAAGCGUGUUGGAGAUGGCGACGACCGGUGAAAAAAGUUUCAGAGGAUAUUGGCUGAAAACAAAAUUGAGUUAAAGUUCAUUCUAAUCUAAGAUACCUUUUCCUUAAGUUAUAUUUAGUCCUGAGUUUAGUGAACUAUCAUUCUAGACCUAGACUUUUAAGUACAUGUAAGGAUUUGAAAAGAUAAAACAAAUAAUAAAUGUAUUAAUAAAUAAAAUCCAGAUUCAGAUAGAAAAA